Molecule: messenger RNA, 2712 nt
Organism: Corythoichthys intestinalis (scribbled pipefish)
Lineage: Eukaryota; Metazoa; Chordata; Actinopteri; Syngnathiformes; Syngnathidae
Gene: gjd2b
Product: gap junction protein delta 2b
Exons: 2
Coding region: 313-1227 (304 amino acids)
Biological process (GO): cell-cell signaling
Cellular component (GO): connexin complex
Molecular function (GO): gap junction channel activity
Source: RefSeq, a predicted model, not a curated record
CGUCCCCGACCUUUCUCACCAACAGACGGGCGAGCGUGUGACGCACAGAAGUGUACUUAAACCGGAAUAUACGCCGAGAGUGCUACAACACUGCGCUCACUAACACAGUCGUCUUUAUAGUGCGCACAGAAACUAAGCUUGCAGACAGGUUAUCAUUGGGAGACACGAGCGCCUGAGGAAGUUGCCUCCAACAGCACUUCCACGCGUGUCCUAAAAUGCCGAAUCCAUUGGAUACUUUCGCGCGCGGUUUCCUCCUAUUCAUUUGAUGUGAAAAGUCUGCGCCCGAGUGUGAUUUUCUCCGAAUGAACAGUCAUGGGAGAGUGGACCAUAUUGGAGCGUCUCUUGGAGGCGGCAGUCCAGCAGCACUCAACUAUGAUCGGAAGGAUCCUGCUGACAGUGGUGGUGAUUUUCCGUAUUCUGAUCGUGGCAAUAGUUGGAGAGACAGUGUACAACGAUGAGCAGUCCAUGUUUGUGUGUAACACCUUGCAACCAGGCUGUAACCAGGCUUGUUACGACAAAGCGUUCCCCAUCUCUCACAUCAGGUACUGGGUGUUUCAGAUCAUUAUGGUCUGCUGUCCCAGCCUUUGCUUUAUCACCUACUCUGUACAUCAGUCCGCGAAGCAAAAGGAGCGACGCUACUCCACAGUCUACCUUUCUCUGGAUAAGGAACAGGAAUCCACGAAGAGAGAUGAGAGCAAGAAGAUCUCCAACACUAUUAUUAAUGGAGUGCUACAGAACACAGAGAACACCAACAAGGAGGCAGAGCCCGAAAGCCUCGAAGUCAAAGAUAUGCCCAAUUCAGUCCUGCGAACUUCUAAGUCCAAAAUCAGAAGGCAGGAAGGAAUAUCCAGGUUCUACAUCAUCCAGGUAGUUUUCAGAAAUGCACUGGAGAUAGGAUUCCUGGUGGGUCAAUAUUUCCUAUAUGGAUUCAGCGUCCCAGCAGUGUACGAGUGCGAUCGAUACCCUUGCAUAAAAGAUGUGGAGUGUUAUGUUUCCAGGCCAACGGAGAAGACAGUGUUUUUGGUCUUCAUGUUUGCAGUCAGUGGCAUUUGCGUGGUCCUCAACCUGGCAGAGCUCAACCAUCUAGGCUGGAGGAAGAUUAAGGCUGCCGUGAGAGGAGUCCGAGCUAGAAGGAAGUCCAUUUAUGAAAUUCGCAACAGAGACUUGCCAAGAAUGAGUAUGCCCAACUUUGGACGCACUCAAUCUAGUGACUCUGCAUAUGUGUAAUUAUUUGUAACACAAAAAGCUGCAGGACAGCUAUACAGAUGAGCAUACUGUACUGUUUUUAAUAUGAAAAAAAAUUGCUUCCAUAAUUCACACAACUUCUAAGGAUUUUUGUUUCUGGAUUUUUUGAUGGGACAGAAUGUCAUGUCGUCAAUAUUUGUUGUAAUAUGAUGGAUUUUUUUUUUUUUCUUGGGGCGACUAACGGUCAAAUGAUAACAACUCGAUUGUAUGAGUUUUUAAAGUGCUGCUAUGAAAGGGGGAUCUGUCAAAAAAUGAGAAUGACAACAUUAAUGUAAUUUUAUAUGUAGAAAACAAAUUUGGCACACAAAUCUGGCUGUUUUUUUUUUUUUUUACCAUUUCAUAGUUACACAUUUGUGUCGUCACAUUUUUCGUCUUUAUAUAUUAGAUUUGAUUUGAUUUUUGCCAGAGAUGCCCAGUAUCAGUGUCACCACAUGACUCCUUUAUACCAAUGCAUGGCCAUGCACAAGCUUGCAGUCGGAAGUCCUAAGAUAACACCGGCCUGUUCAAUGACGUUGAGUCUUUAAAGCAACACUAGGAAACUUUUCAACCUUAAUGAAAUAUUUUCAUAAAAUUUGUGGUAUUAUGUCGGUGACAACUAGUUGAAUAACACCUCUUUUCUACCUUGAAGGGGUCCAUAUCAUUUUCACCGACACUAAUUAACUUUAAGGAGGGUGGCAGGAACCCUGCACGACAACUGUGCUGACUGCUUUACAGCAUACGUCACUUCCACCUUUCCCCAUUCAUUAAAAAGACGGAGGCCGAUGCGAACGCUUUUGCGCAAAUUCUGCAAAGAUGGCAGAGCAACAAAAGAGACGAAAAGUUUUGUCUGAGAAGGGAAAAAAGGCAUGAUACCAGGAUAUACAGAAAAAACAUUAAUACUGGCUUUUAUUCGAUGGCAUGACGCCCCCCCCUUCUACAGUCUUCCUUAAGGCAAAACAUUACCACUUUCGUCCACCAGCAUCGCUAAAAUCGACAAAAACUGAAAAGUUGCCAAGUGUUGCUUUAAAGUUUUAAUAUUUCUUAUUUUACACAACGUGAACCCCUGAACUUCAUAACGAUAUUGACGGGGCUCGGGGCCGAUUAAUACGACAUCGUUGGCGUGGCCGUCAAAGCUGACCGAGUGGAAUCGCAGACAUUGAGCUUUUUCGUUGAAAAUUCUUGAAUGCUUAAAUCCCCGAAUUCUUGGAAUAUGGACGCAAAACAGUCUUGAUUUUUGGUUGAAAGCAAAAAAAAAAAAAAAGAAAAAAAACGUUCAGUUAGCAUUUAUUUUAUGUAAAUAAGUCAAAGGCAAGGCAAGGCAAAUUUGUUUAUGUAGCACAAUUCAACACAAGGCAAUUCAAAGUGCUUUACAUCACAUGAAGAUCAUAAAAUCACAUUUAAAUCAAUACAACGUAAAAACCAAGACAAUCAAAAUCGGAAAUAAAAUUAUACAUAAAAAUCGCAUUUUAUCACAAAUAGAAUAAAAAU